AACUGGGAUUCUUUGCUCCCUCCAAUUAAGAGAGAGAGAGAGAGAGAGAGAGAGAGAUGAAGCAUUGGAGUCUGCUAAUCUCUAUUCUGUUCCUAAUCCAAAAACAGUUGAUACCCAUUAUUCGAGUAGAAGCAGGGGAUGGGUUCAUCAAAACAAGAGGGGUGCAAUUUGUUCUGAAUGGCAGCCCUUACUACGCAAAUGGGUUCAAUGCCUACUGGCUAAUGUACGUGGCCACAGACCCAUCUCAGAGAAACAAAGUCUCCUCUGCCUUUGAAGAAGCCACGGGCCAUGGCCUCACCGUGGCCAGAACUUGGGCUUUCAGUGACGGUGGUUACAGAGCCUUGCAGGAAUCCCCUGGCUCCUACAAUGAGCCGACGUUUCAGGGGCUGGAUUUUGUGAUAUCUGAAGCGGGGAGAUAUGGGGUUAAACUGAUAUUGAGUUUGGUGAAUAAUUAUGAGAACUUUGGAGGGAGGAAGCAGUAUGUGGACUGGGCAAGAAGUCGGGGCCAAAACGUAGCAUCUGAUGAUGAUUUCUUUACUAAUUCUGUAAUCAAGGGAUAUUACAAAAACCAUAUCAAGACUGUUCUAACGAGGCGUAACAGCAUCACGGGAGUUGAUUACAAGGAUGAUUCAACAAUAAUGGCGUGGGAGCUAAUGAAUGAGCCUAGGUGUUCUUCGGAUUCCUCCGGAAGGACCAUCCAGGGUUGGAUUACAGAGAUGGCUUCGUACUUGAAAUCCAUAGACUCUAAUCACUUACUGGAAGCUGGUCUGGAAGGAUUUUAUGGAAAAUCAGCACCUCAAAAUGAACAAUACAAUCUGAAUUUCCAAGUAGGAACAGAUUUUAUUGCAAAUAACCAGAUACCCGGAAUCGAUUUUGCUACAGUGCACUCAUAUCCUGAUGUAUGGUUAGAAGGAAGCAGCGACGAAAGCAAGCUUUCAUUUUUGAACAGUUGGGUGAACGAUCACAUUCAAGAUGCACAAAACAACCUACAAAAGCCACUUCUCUUUGCUGAGUUUGGAAAAUCAUCGAAAGAUUCUGGUUUCAACACGAACCAAAGGGACACUGUGUUCAACACAGUUUACUCAGCAGUCUAUUCAUCAGCUAGGGGUGGUGGAGCAGCUGCAGGUGGCUUGUUCUGGCAACUACUAGGCGAAGGAAUGGACUCUCUCAGUGAUGGAUAUGAGAUAGUCCUAAGUGAAAGCUCAUCGACCGUUGGUUUGAUCACUCAACAAUCCCAAAAACUCAAUAAUAUUCGAAAAAUGUAUGCCCACCUAAGAAAUGUUGAGAUAUGGAAGAAAGCAAGGGAUACAAAGAGGGGUGGAGAUGCAAGACAUUGAUACCUCGCAAAGUGGUGAUCUAAAAUGAAGCUAGUGAUGUGGGAUGAAGUAUGCUAAGUUUAUGUUAGAUUUAAGUUCAAUGCUAUCUUAGAGAUGAUCUUUUUGUUUAUCCAAACGAACGGAUUGAAAAGUUCGUGUAAUUCUUUAAUGUAUGUGAAAACUAGUCUAUUGUAUACCUAUA
Rhododendron vialii is the source of this 1518-nucleotide messenger RNA. Its product is annotated as mannan endo-1,4-beta-mannosidase 7-like. Lineage: Eukaryota; Viridiplantae; Streptophyta; Magnoliopsida; Ericales; Ericaceae. The transcript is spliced from 5 exons. The record is from RefSeq and is a predicted model, not a curated record. Gene Ontology annotation, molecular function: hydrolase activity, hydrolyzing O-glycosyl compounds. Bases 57 to 1337 code for a protein of 426 amino acids.